AUGGAUGGGUUUGGCUAUUCUCGUUGGCACUUUUCAGAAUUUUAUCUCAUCAUCCUAAGAUGCAUUGAAACAGUCCAGAAUAUGAAGGGCCGCAUAACAAAAAAUGUUUUGAGCCCCAUGACAAGAAUCGCACAACAGAAAUCAUUUUUAACCUUCGUCAUCCGAACUGAAAUCGUCGUCCAGCUGGCACUCCCUCAUCGCCGGGAACAGCUGUCGAUUAAUCUCUAUCGUCGACUCCUCCUUCCUCGGCUCCACCUUCACUUGCAGCACUCCUCUCGACAAGCUCUUCACAUCCAAACACGCCUUAUCCAACAUCACCAGAAAGUCGCGCACGAUCACAAAAAGGUGGGACCCCUCUUCCCUCCCUGCCCUUCCAUGGAAAUAAUCCCCCGUGCUGCGCACCAAGGCCGUGAUCCUCCGCUCCUCGUCCUUCAGCCACUCGAUAUCCGACUCACACUGGCCCACGAACCCGACAAGCGCCUCCCUGAACCCUCCCACCUCGUCAACCCCUUUCAUCUCUCCCUCGAGAAACGCGCUCGUCUGCUCGAGGGCCCGCCCAAGGGAAUUGGUGGUCUUGAUCAAACUCUCGCUGUCGAUCAAUGCAGCUUUCUUCACGUUGCGAAGCUCGUUGCUCAGCCCGGACACGACUUGAAGCCCGAGGGCCCGGUGGUACUCCUCCGACUCGUGCGAAGGGUCGCCGAGCGAAAGGUCCUCGAGACAAUUUGGGCAGUAGGGAAGGAGAAGUGGGAUAUAAACCUCCAAAGUUGCUAA
Striga asiatica is the source of this 771-nucleotide messenger RNA. NCBI's taxonomy places the organism in Eukaryota, Viridiplantae, Streptophyta, Magnoliopsida, Lamiales, Orobanchaceae. The record is from the annotation of a GenBank genome assembly.